GGGCCUCGAGUGCCCGCAGCCCAGCUCUCGGGGGCGGGCUCCCGGCGCCAGCGGGCUUGACGGGAAGAUGGAGGAGCUGGUGGUGGAAGUGCGGGGCUCCAAUGGCGCUUUCUACAAGGCGUUUGUAAAGGACGUUCAUGAAGACUCGAUAACCGUUGCAUUUGAAAACAAUUGGCAGCCAGAGAGGCAGAUUCCAUUCCAUGAUGUGAGAUUCCCACCACCUGUAGGUUAUAAUAAAGAUAUAAAUGAAAGUGAUGAAGUUGAGGUUUAUUCCAGAGCAAAUGAAAAAGAACCUUGCUGUUGGUGGUUAGCUAAAGUGAGGAUGAUAAAGGGUGAGUUUUAUGUGAUAGAAUAUGCAGCAUGCGAUGCUACAUACAAUGAGAUUGUUACCAUUGAACGUUUACGAUCAGUUAAUCCCAACAAACCUGCCACUAAAGAUACUUUCCAUAAGAUCAAACUGGAUGUGCCAGAAGAUUUACGACAAAUGUGUGCCAAAGAAUCGGCACAUAAGGACUUCAAAAAGGCCGUCGGCGCCUUUUCUGUAACUUAUGAUCCAGAAAAUUACCAGCUUGUCAUUUUGUCUAUCAGUGAAGUCACCUCGAAGCGAGCACACAUGCUGAUUGACAUGCACUUUCGGAGUCUGCGCACUAAAUUGUCCCUGAUACUGAGAAAUGAAGAAGCCAGCAAGCAGCUAGAGAGUUCAAGGCAACUUGCCUCAAGGUUUCAUGAACAGUUUAUCGUACGAGAAGAUCUGAUGGGUCUAGCUAUUGGUACUCAUGGUGCUAAUAUUCAGCAAGCUAGAAAAGUUCCUGGAGUCACAGCUAUUGAUCUAGAUGAAGAUACUUGCACAUUUCAUAUUUAUGGAGAGGACCAGGAUGCAGUGAAAAAGGCUCGAAGCUUUCUUGAAUUUGCUGAAGAUGUCAUACAAGUUCCACGGAACUUAGUUGGCAAAGUAAUAGGAAAAAAUGGAAAACUGAUUCAAGAGAUUGUGGACAAGUCAGGAGUUGUGAGAGUGAGAAUUGAGGCUGAAAAUGAGAAAAAUGUUCCACAAGAAGAGGAGAUUAUGCCACCAAAUUCCCUACCUUCCAGUAAUUCAAGGGUUGGACCUACUCCCUCAGAAGAUAAAAAACAUAUAGAUAUAAAGGAGAACAGCGCUCAUUUUUCUCAACCUAACAGUACAAAAGUCCAGAGGGGUAUGGUACCAUUUGUUUUUGUGGGAACAAAGGACAGCAUCGCUAAUGCCACUGUUCUUUUGGAUUAUCACCUGAACUAUUUAAAGGAAGUAGACCAGUUGCGUUUGGAGAGAUUACAAAUUGAUGAGCAGUUGCGACAGAUUGGAGCUAGUUCUAGACCACCACCAAGUCGUACAGAUAAGGAAAAAAGCUAUGUGGCUGAUGAUGGUCAAGGCAUGGGUCGAGGUAGUAGACCUUACAGAAAUAGGGGGCACGGCAGACGCGGUCCUGGAUAUACUUCAGGAACUAAUUCUGAAGCAUCAAAUGCUUCUGAAACAGAAUCUGACCACAGAGACGAACUCAGUGAUUGGUCAUUAGCUCCAACAGAGGAAGAGAGGGAGAACUUCCUGCGCAGAGGGGACGGACGGCGGCGUGGAGGUGGAGGAAGAGGACAGGGAGGAAGAGGACGCGGAGGUGGCUUCAAAGGAAACGACGAUCACUCCCGAACAGAUAACCGUCCACGUAAUCCCAGAGAGGCUAAGGGGAGAACAGCAGAUGGCUCCCUUCAGAUCAGAGUUGACUGCAAUAAUGAAAGGAGUGUCCACACUAAAACAUUACAGAAUACCUCCAGUGAAGGGAAUCGGCUGCGCACGGGUAAAGAUCGUAACCAGAAGAAGGAAAAGCCAGACAGCGUGGAUGGGCAGCAGCCCCUUGUGAAUGGAGCGCCCUAAACUGCGUCAUGCUGCAGUUGCAUUUUCCUAGACCGUUUCCGUACUUCUUAUUCCAUGUUAGAAAACUUUGUUAGGCCAAAGACAAAUAGUAGGCAAGAUGGCACAGGGCAUGAAAUGAACACAAAUUCUGUUAAGAAUUUUACUUUUUUUGGUUUUGGCCAUAAACAGCAAUUUUCAGGUUUGCGCAAAAAGCUAUCUCAAAAUUUGGAAAUCUUGCCCCUAAACAUACUUAGCACUUCAGAACAGAAUUUUGGGUGUUUUUUUUUUUUUUAAGUGCUGCUGAGCAGUGAUACUCUUUAUUAAUUUGGACCACUUCCCUACAUUGGUGAGAACUCACCACUAUGUUUUCAGUUAUUCUGAAAAAAAAAAAAUAGCAUUUAUAGUAACCAAACUUCUGUUUCCAAUCUUAUAUAGAAGUCUCCAUGAACUACUAUGUCAUUUCAUGUCCUGUGUCAGUUUAUGUUCUGGUCCACUUUUUCAGUAUUUUAGUGGACCUUGGGAUGUGUGUGAUGUGACAUUUGUCAUUUUCAUUAGCAAAAAAAAAAAAGUUGUAUGAUCUGUGCCUUUUUUAUAUCUUGGCAGGUAGGAAUAUUAUAUUUGGAUGCAGAGUUCAGGGAAGAUAAGUUGGAAACACUAAAUGUUAAAGAUGUAGCAAACCCUGUCAAACAUUAGUACUUUAUAGAGGAAUGCAUGCUUUCCAUAUUUUUUUCCUUACAUAAACAUCAGGUUAGGCAGUAUAAAGAAUAAGGACUUGUUUUUGUUUUUGUUUUGUUGCACUGAAGUUUGACAAAUAGUGUUAUUGAGAGGGAUGUGUAAUUGUUCUGUAUAGACAGAAGAAAUAACUGUCUUUUCAUUUCAGAGAGGCUAAACUGCUUUCAACGCGGAGUAAAAUUGUCCUGGUUGAAAGUUAGUAGGACAUGCCUGCUCUUUGGCCUGAUGACCAAUUUUAAUGUAGAGCCUUUUUUUCUUUUGCCCUCCCCAAGUUUUGUGAAGUUUUUCAUAUUUUAAUUUCAAGCUUAUUUAGGGGAGAUAGGAAGGUCAUUUCCAUGUGUGCAUAAUAAUCCUGUGAAGUACAGGUGCUUUGUCUAAGAAACAUUGGAAGGAGGUGAAAUGUUUUGUGAACUUUGAAAUAUUAGGUCUAAUGGAUAAGCAGAAUUGGAAAGCAGACUAUGAUUGGUUAAGAAAUAAUACUUCUGUUUCUUUAGAUUUUUUUUUUUACGCAUUGGGUUUUGAUUUUGAAGGGUUUUUUUUUUUUUUAAUGAAUGAACUUUACUGAGGAAAAAUAUGUGAAGGACCUUCACCUUAAGAUGUUAUAUUUUUCUUACAAAAUAACUCCAAGUCGGGGUGCCACUGAAACUGUACAGAGCCGUCCAGACCGAAGUUCUGCCUCUGAUGUACUUUGUGAGUUUUGUUUCUUUGAAUUUUCAUUUUACAGUUAUUUUUCCUUGCAUACAAAUAAGCAUAUAAAAAUGGCAACAAACUGCACAUGAUUUCAAGAAUAUUAAAAAGUCUUUUAAAAGUAUUGCCAAAAUUAAUGUUGAUUUCUAGUUAUUUAUUCUGGGAAUGUAUAGUAUUUGAAAACAGAAAUUGGUACCUUGCACACAUCAUCUGUAAGCUGUUUGGUUUAAAAUACUGUAGAUAAUUAACCAAGGUAGAAUGACCUUGUAAUGUAACUGCUCUUGGGCAAUAUUCUCUGUACAUAUUAGCGACAACAGAUUGGAUUUUAUGUUGACAUUUGUUUGGUUAUAGUGCAAUAUAUUUUGUAUGCAAGCAGUUUCAAUAAAGUUUGAUCUUCCUCUGCUAAAUUUGAUGUUGAUGCAAUCCUUACAAAUGAUUGCUUUUAAAAUUUUAAGAUAGAAGAAAUCUAUAGAAAGUGUUCUGUUACAAAAUGUAACUGUUACCAUUGGCAAUUUCACGUCAUAGGAAGUUAGGCAUUAUCUACCAACUUUCAAGAACUUGAUCUUGUUUAAUAAGGUGAAAAAAAUCAACAAAAUGGUACAAAAGCACAUUGUGCCAUCACAAUAUGCACUAAGUCUCUUUUUUUACAAUGGCUGAAUUCAGCAAGGCGCUAACUUGCUUAAAUGUGAAUUACUAACUUCUAAAACUGUAAUUUGAUUCACAUGUUUUCAAAUGGAGUUGGAGUUGAUUCAUAUUACAAUAUUUGUGUACUAAACGUGUAUGUUUUUGAGUUCAAAGUCAUGAUGUUUUUAAAAUCUUAUUAAAGUUUCAAAAAUCUG
Condylura cristata (star-nosed mole) is the source of this 4140-nucleotide messenger RNA. It is a transcript of the gene FMR1, whose product is annotated as fragile X mental retardation 1. Gene Ontology annotation, cellular component: postsynaptic density; dendritic spine; nucleus. The coding region runs from base 68 to 1903 and encodes 611 amino acids. The record is from RefSeq and is a predicted model, not a curated record. Gene Ontology annotation, biological process: negative regulation of translation; regulation of modification of synaptic structure; anterograde axonal transport. The transcript is spliced from 16 exons. Gene Ontology annotation, molecular function: translation regulator activity; mRNA 3'-UTR binding; protein homodimerization activity. NCBI's taxonomy places the organism in Eukaryota, Metazoa, Chordata, Mammalia, Eulipotyphla, Talpidae.